GUGUAUAUAUAUAUGAUUGGGUAUUUAGAGGAACGUUAGCACUUCAAAGGCCAGACAGAUUUGCGGGUUUAUGUUUGUGUCUACGCAAAUCCAAAUCAUACUCGGCGGAAGCUCUCCAGUGUUGUCGUCUUUGUGUGCCCUCCGAAACCCCUUCUCUCAUUCGGUUCAUUUUCUUCGCGUAUUUUGGUUUUUGGGUUUUCCCCCAAACCCCCGCUUUUGACCCAUUUCGCGCAGGGACGGAAAAGAAAGCGUCGUGUUGCUUUCGCGUUCCGAUUUACUUCUGUUCUUUUUUUUUUCUUUCCAAUUGAAACCUGUUUGCUAAUGCUGCUUUAUGUUUGUCGGGUUUUAAUAUUUGUUUGUACGGAAUAUUGAACUUAAAAACGGAUUGAUUGAUUCGCUGAUUUUCUCUACUGAAAUCGAUUGAACGAUAGAUUAAAUGGGUGAUCCUGUGGGCGGCGGUGAAGCGGCGGAGAUGACACCCGCGUCCACCUCUUCCGCGGAGCCCUACCCAUUGGGGUUUGGCGGAGAGAAUUGGGUAGGGGCAGAAAGAGCCGCCUGUGAGAUAAUCCGGAAGGUCCAACCCACUUCUGUUUCUGAAGGGAGAAGAAUAGAGGUUGUUGAUUAUAUCCAGAGAUUAAUCAGGAAUGGCCUGAGUGUGGAGGUAUUCCCAUUUGGCUCUGUGCCAUUGAAAACUUACCUUCCAGAUGGAGACAUUGAUUUGACUGCUUUUGGUGGUGCGAAUGUUGAAGAUGCUCUGGCUGAUGAUAUCAAAUAUUUAUUGGAACAAGAAGAAAAAAAUAUGGCCUCAGACUUUGUAGUAAAGGAUGUCCAGCUCAUUCGUGCAGAGGUAAAGCUUGUGAAAUGUAUUGUUCAAGAUAUUGUUGUAGAUUUGUCCUUCAAUCAAAUCGGUGGUCUUUGCACUUUAUGCUUUCUUGAGCAGGUUGACCAUCUCAUUGGCAAAGAUCACCUCUUUAAACGCAGCAUCAUCCUUAUCAAAGCGUGGUGCUACUAUGAGAGUCGCAUCCUUGGUGCUCAUCAUGGAUUAAUUUCUACAUAUGCUUUGGAGACCCUGGUGUUGUACAUUUUCCAAUUUUUUCGCUCAACAUUGGAUGGACCUUUAGCUGUCUUGCAUAAAUUUUUGGUUUACUUCAGCAAAUUUGAUUGGGAGACUCACUGUGUUAGCUUAAAUGGCCCUAUUCGCCUUUCUUCACUGCCUGAAAUUGUUGUUGAUUUGCCAGAAGAUAGUGACAGAGGUUUGCUUUUGAGCAGUGAUUUCCUGAGUUCUUGUGCUAGCAGUUUUUUAGUUCCUUCUAGAGGUAGUGACAGAAAUCCGCGUGGGUUUCAGCUCAAGCACCUUAACAUUGUUGAUCCACUUAAAGAGACCAAUAAUCUUGGGCGUAGUGUGAGCAAAGGUAGUUUUUAUCGCAUACGCAGCGCCGUCUCUUAUGGGGCUACAAAACUCGCACAGAUACUUUUGCAGCCUGAAGAUUCUAUUGCCGUUGAACUUAAUAAAUUUUUCUCUAAUACUAUGGCAAGGCAUGGAGGUGGACAGUGGCAUGAUGUUCAGGGUUUGGACCCAACACUUAUUUCUAAGAAGUCUACUUCUGGAAUGCGGAUUUCUGACCACUCAUAUGAGUUUGAUGAAGAGGCUGUCUCUAGUGGAGCUCUGCAGUCUAGGUCAGUUAAAUUGUCCCAAGAUUCACUCAAAUGGGUAGAGGGAUCAUCUACAGAUAUUGCUGCAAAUCGAGAGCCUUCUAAACACAAUUCUCUGGGUCCUGCUUUUCAUGGAAGCUUGAGUGACCUUGCCACUGUUGGUUUUGGAGGUCUAAAGAUUUCUUCUGAUUCAUCCAAUUUUGGAACUCCUCAUCUAACAGAGAGUCCUCGUGCAAUUGCUAGUUCCAAGACCAUAGCUUGUAAUGGAAGUACACAGGUUGUUGACCCAAAUUCAGCUAGGCUGGAGAAUUAUGAAAAGAAUACACUUCCCCGGGUCUUGUCAGGAGUUUAUGGGGAAAGAAUUGCUGGUACUGGGCGCCCAGACAAGAAUCAAUUGGUAGACAGUGCCGAAGCUGUGGCUUCGAGUAAUUUCAAGGCUGUUUCUUGGGCUCUAAACACUUCUUCUUUAUCAGUGGAUCCUACUCAUAUAGAUGUGGAACAGGCCUCACCUGACAGGAGUGAGACAUCUGACCUUUUAAGCACAUCCGAUCUCACAGGGAAUUAUGAUAGAUUCUUGCAAUGGCUACACUUUGGUAGAUGGUGCUAUGAAUAUGGCUUAAGUAUGCAGACUUUGACAAUGCCACCUCCCUUGCCAAGCACACAAUGGGACGGCCUCUUGCCUCCAUCACAUUUUGAGCAGAAUGGGUUUUCCCAUGGCCCCUAUAAUGGCUUGCAUCCAAGUCCACCAAUGUAUGUCUUGCAGCCCGUGCUAAUACCAGGUGCUGCGUUCAGGUUUGAAGAAGUGGCUAAACCCAGAGGAACAGGAACAUAUUUUCCGCAUAUGGCUCAACCCCCACGGGGUUAUAGGUCUUCAUCCAUGAAAGGAAGGAAUCAGGGAUCAUUAAGAUCACCGCGUGACUAUGGAAGAAACAUGAUUUUUGCGCCGCAUCUGAUAGACAGAAGCAGAAGCAACUAUGAAACAGCGCAACCUCAAGUCCCCGUUGACAGAAGUGUGAUGGGCUGUAGUGAUAACCAUCCGGCAGCGCUCUCUCCUCGAGGUAAUGGGUUUCCAGAACCAGUUGGGUCAUCUGCCCAAUCUGAAGGAGUGGUUGAAUUGGGGUUGAUUGGACAGUCAUCUAGAUCAUCCAUGUUAGGAAAGAGCAGGCGGCAAAGAUCUGCAUCUGCAUCCUCAUUAUCUCCUAGAAGUUUGUCUGAUAGAGCAGGAUAGGUAGAAGGAUCUUGGAGCAUGCCAACAUACAUACACAUAAAUACUAGAAAUGUGGCUGGCUGUUGCUGCGGAUGAAGAUGAUAUCCCUCCUCCAUUGCCUGCCCCUCAGAAAGACAGAGAAGAUUUAAAAAAAAAAAAAAAAAAAAAACGAAGGUAUUUUCUUUGUAGAGAGCAAGCCUGUUGUUUACACAUUUGCAUGCACUCAGAGCUUGUUUAUACAAUUUUACAAAUAUUUUUUUUAGGAAGAAACGGGAUGGAUUGUGUGUUUGUAUGUGGCAACUUUUUUCUCCCCCUGGUGGGUGUAGUAGAUUCAUUGUGAACCUUAUAUGUAUAGAGAGAAGCAUUCUAGCCUCCAGGCUCCAACCAUCGUAUGGAUCCCAUAUUGUAUGCUGGAGUUAAAUGGAAUGAUGUCCAGUGUAGUGAGGGAGAGAUGGGGAAUUUUGGUGAUUCAUCAAAUACUAGUGAUAAGCUUAUGUUGUUAAUUGGUUAGUUAGUUCACAUAUGAAUGAUAUGAUAUGGAUUUUGGGGUUGGUUAUCUUA
Andrographis paniculata is the source of this 3421-nucleotide messenger RNA. RefSeq lists its product as uncharacterized. Bases 437 to 2881 code for a protein of 814 amino acids. The transcript has 8 exons. The record is from RefSeq and is a predicted model, not a curated record. Lineage: Eukaryota; Viridiplantae; Streptophyta; Magnoliopsida; Lamiales; Acanthaceae.